Molecule: messenger RNA, 1677 nt
Organism: Aspergillus aculeatinus CBS 121060
Lineage: Eukaryota; Fungi; Ascomycota; Eurotiomycetes; Eurotiales; Aspergillaceae
Product: carboxylesterase/lipase family protein
Exons: 1
Coding region: 1-1677 (558 amino acids)
Source: RefSeq, a predicted model, not a curated record
AUGCACGUCAUCUCCACCCUGGCCGGCCUGACAGCCGUUGCACCACUGGCAGCGUUCGCUAGUCCUUUGGCACGAUCUUCCACCUCGCAAUUGCCAAUCAUCAAUACCACCCUGGGUGAUGUGCAGGGUCAACACUCACCUUUUCGUGGCGGUGAUGUGGCUGUUGUCUAUAAAGGAAUUCCUUUUGCUGCUCCCCCUACAGGAGACAAUCGCUGGAAGGCUCCUCAACCUGCCACAUCGUGGAGUGGUGUUCUCAAUGCGACUGAGUUUGGUCCUCAGUGUGCCCAGACUAUCAGCAGUGCGGGUAUCUUCAGCAGUGGCAAGACUACUACGAGCGAGGACUGUUUAUACCUGAACAUCUGGACGCCCAACUACAACGACACUUCGGACAUUACAUCUAAGAAUCUACCCGUGUACUUCUGGAUCUAUGGUGGUCGGUUCGAAGGAGGCUCGGGAGAUGUGCUGACCUACGAUGGCACCGGUCUCGCAGCCAAAGACAUCAUUGUCGUGACCAUCAACUACCGUCUGGGUGCAUUCGGUUACCUUGCCCACCCCGAGCUUUCCGCUGAGUCCGGCCACAACAGCUCCGGCAAUUACGGCAUCCUUGAUCAGCAGGCUGCGCUGCGUUGGGUCCACGAGAACAUCGCCAACUUCGGUGGAAAUGCCAGUCAGAUCACUGUGGGCGGACAGUCGGCCGGCUCUGCCAGCGCCCUCGACUCCAUGUGGAGUCCUCUGAACAAGGGCCUGGUGGCGGGUGUCAUCGCCGAAAGUGGUGCGCGUGGCCCUCACGACCCUAUGACGGGUAGUGCAGCAACCAGCUACCGUACCAAAGCUGCUGCUGAAGCCCAGGGCGUUGAGCUCCUGAAGGAGUUGAAUGUUACCAGCCUUGCUGCGGCCCGUAAGGUUUCUACAGAAACGUUGAUUGGAUACGACUCGCUCAGCGACACCAUCUUCGAAGGCACCCAGUUCCAGAACCUGUCCAGCUUCUUCAUGGAACCGCCCAUGUGGCGCCCAAACAUCGAUGGCUACGUCCUCCCUUACGGCUACGGCGAGUCGCUGUCUCUUGACGCGCACCUAGACGUGCCCAUCCUCACUGGAAACAACAAGGAUGAAUCGGGCGCCAGCCCUGACCCAGGCUUGACCGUCGCCAGCUACAAGGAGCUCUACACCGAGUUGUUCGGGAACAACGCCAGCCAAUUUUUUGACCUCUACCCCGGUCAGAGCCUCGCCCAGGCGAACAACAACUCGAACGAGUUCUACCGCGACCUGAGCCGUGUCGGCACCUGGCAGUGGUCAGUGGACUGGGCCGCCGGUGGUGCCAGAAGCCCCGUCUACACCUACUACUUCACCCGCAGCCCUGCUGAGAACCGCGACGAGGGUGCGUACCACGGCUCGGAGCUCUGGUACAGCUUCAACAACAUCCCCUACUCGGACUACUCCAACGUGACCUGGUACCCUUACGAUUACAUUGUCGAGGAGCGCAUGUCCAACUACUGGGCGAACUUCAUUCGGACCGGCAAUCCCAACGGGGAUGGACUGCCCGAGUUCGCCCCCAGCACUAAGGACAAGCAACAGACGAUGUGGCUGGGCAACUCCUGGGGAUCGGGCCCUCUUUCUGCUGACGACUCGCGGAUUGAGUUUAUGGAGGCUUGGUUGGCGACAAUGCCUGAGUGGUAG